UAUUAGAUUAAUUUUUGGCAUCGGUUUCUAGGUAGUUAUGAUUAUUAAAAAAUACAAAUGGAGGGUUUAUUGAAAGGAUUAAAAGUAGAAACGUUCCAAUGCAUUUGCAUAUGCAACUCUGCAGAAUGUCUUUCCCUCGCUCCACCCGAACCACGCUCGAGCGCGAGUCAACUUCCGAAUCCUCUUCAUCUCUAUUUGAUUCCUUCCGUUACCACGCCACCGUAAUGACACCAAAAAAACAACGGUUCAAGCGAGUUUCCAAACCCAUAUUACACUCUUCACGAACCAAACCGGCACUCAAAACGCGGCGUUCCAAAUUAGUCAAGUUCACAACCGAACCCAACCCAUCAUCAGAACCGCACAUCUCACUUGGAAAUUUUGAAACUUUGCCCCGCGAAUUCUUUCAAAUCGAUGCACUGGAUCUUGCCCCUCGUUUGCUUGGAAAGUUUCUUCGCCGAGACGACGUCGUUCUUCAGAUUACUGAGGUUGAAGCAUAUAGACCAAAUGACUCAGCUUGUCAUGGUCGCUUUGGUAUUACUCCAAGAACUGCUCCUGUUUUUGGACCGGGUGGGCAUGCUUAUGUUUAUCUUUGCUAUGGUCUCCACAUGAUGCUGAAUAUUGUUGCUGAUAAGGAAGGAGCUGGAGCUGCUGUUUUAGUACGUUCUUGUGCCCCCAUUUCUGGAUUGGAUGUUAUUCAACAGCGCAGAGGUCAGAAAACAGACAAACCUAUACUUCUUACAGGUCCUGGGAAGGUUGGUCAGGCACUAGGUCUUUCAACAGAAUGGUCCAAUCAUCCACUCUAUACACCUGAGUGUGCAAUGCAGGUGGUUUAGAACUUUUAGAUGGUCCAGAGCCCGAAAACAUUUUGGUAGGUCCACGUGUUGGAAUCCAGUACGCUCAGCCAGAGCAUGUCGACGCACUGUGGAGAUUUGCCAUUGCAGGUUCUGCUUGGAUUAGUGCUCCAAAAAACACUCUCAGGCCACCCUUAUAGAGUGGAGUGGUAGCUUGAGGGCGACUAGUGGUUUGACAAGUUGAUGUGUAUAUAUAUACCACACCUUUAGAAAAUUAUUAGAAAUGUAUCUUCUCACCUUUGAACUUUGUAUGAACGCAUCAUCAUAUAUAUACCUCUUGUCAUAUGUCGAUGUCCAACAAA
Messenger RNA from Cicer arietinum (chickpea), 1153 nucleotides. RefSeq names its product DNA-3-methyladenine glycosylase. The record is from RefSeq and is a predicted model, not a curated record. NCBI's taxonomy places the organism in Eukaryota, Viridiplantae, Streptophyta, Magnoliopsida, Fabales, Fabaceae. Gene Ontology annotation, biological process: base-excision repair. Gene Ontology annotation, molecular function: DNA binding; alkylbase DNA N-glycosylase activity.